Molecule: messenger RNA, 914 nt
Organism: Nicotiana attenuata
Lineage: Eukaryota; Viridiplantae; Streptophyta; Magnoliopsida; Solanales; Solanaceae
Product: protein SABRE-like
Exons: 2
Coding region: 1-405 (134 amino acids)
Source: RefSeq, a predicted model, not a curated record
AUGGUGGUUCAGCCGGAAAAUCCGGAGCAGAACCCUUUAUCCUGGCCUAAGCGCCCCCCUGAGGGUGCAGGUGAUGGUUUUGUCACCUCUAUAAAAGGCCUUUUCAAUUCUCAGCGCAGAAAGGCCAGGGCUUUCGUGCUUCGGACAAUGAGGGGUGAAGCAGAAAAUGAGAUACCUGGUGACUGGAGUGAAAGUGAGGCAGAGUUCUCUCCCUUUGCCAGACAACUAACCAUAACAAAAGCCAAGAAGCUGAUUAGACGGCAUACAAAGAAGUUUCGUUCUAGAGGACCAAAAGGUUUAUCUUCUCAACAAAGAGAAUCACUUCCUUCAUCACCAAGAGAGACCACCCCAUUUGAAAGUGAUUCAUCAAGUGAAUCUUCGCCUUAUGAGGAUUUCCACGAGUAGCUGAACUUGAAGACAUUGAAAGCACGUAUUUUAUGGGAUCCAAAGUGGAUUCGAACAAUCCUCGGUUAUAUGCAACAUUCUGCUAUUAUAGCAAUUCCAAUUGAUUAGGAUUUGCUGAGAUCCUUGUCUCCUGCUUAGACAGUAUGAGAUGCCUACAUGUUCCAAAAUAAGAACAGGCAAGAAUUGCGAGAAUAUGCAGAAGUCUACAAUUAUUAACAUUUCAAUGCCUUCUUAGAGCUCUGGAUUCAUCCUGGAAAUAGAGCAAAGGUGAGUCCCUUUAGUUAUAGUCAUUCUUUUCUUCUUUAACCUUGUAUGUAUUUAUAGAUUAUUAUAGCACCCAACACAAAUGACAUUAGGACUCGUAAGAGGCCAUAAUUUUUGUAAUCAAUAGUUGCUACUACAUGUACAGUAGACACAGAAUAGAGUUAGAAUAUGUGUUCCCUGAAAAAGUUUUCUGCACUGUAAUAGUGGAAAUAGAAUGGAAAUGAAAUUCCAACUCUUCAGUCUCA